Cuculus canorus (common cuckoo) is the source of this 8388-nucleotide messenger RNA. RefSeq names its product mannosidase endo-alpha (gene MANEA). The record is from RefSeq and is a predicted model, not a curated record. Gene Ontology annotation, molecular function: alpha-mannosidase activity. Bases 1528 to 2901 code for a protein of 457 amino acids. The transcript has 5 exons. NCBI's taxonomy places the organism in Eukaryota, Metazoa, Chordata, Aves, Cuculiformes, Cuculidae. Gene Ontology annotation, cellular component: Golgi apparatus.
GAUGCAUGUUCAAAGUCACCAUAUUCAAAUGUAUUCCUUUAAUCUCGGAAAGGAGAGAGGUGGUAGAGCUUCAUAAGUGUGUGGGAAUGACCUGUGUAACUCAGUAAACUGAAGUCACAUUCUAAAAUUCUGAUGUCCUUGACAGAAAUACAAAAUCGCAGCUAUGCUAUCUCUAAUGACUGUUGAAUCUGAAAUGUAUUCUAAGAUUUUUCUUGUUUUAAGGGUAGAUAUAACUUCAAGUAGCUGUUUCCCAUGGCAUGUUUACUGUCUGUUUCCCCGACAUUACCAUUCUCCUGUGGCACUACCAUUGAUGAGUGUAAUUUACCUGUCAGUGUCUCUAAAGAGUAGCUCUGAACAAGAUUAAAUGACGUAAUGCAAUCAUGGCCAACCUGUAGCUCUUCAGUGCAGCUUUUACAGUAUUGAUGUCUAUGCCAGUGCUGAAUUACGGCAUCAUUGAGACUGGUAUCUCCCCCAAAGAAGCCUUUACCAGAGGCAUGGCUAACUUGUUCUAGAAAUUUUGCAAUUUGACACUGAGCCUCUUAUAAGCUUACUAAAGGUUCAUAAUAUAUUGUGGCGAACCAGGGCCUGUCCUGAUGCUAGUCAAAUAUUAAUAAAUAUGCUGCUUGUUUUCUAGUGUACUUUUAACAUUCUAUUGAAAAAAAUACUUACUGAAAUAAGAACGUGGAGCACUAAGGUCAAUUCCUGACACUUCAGAACAAGAGUUUUAUGACAGUGGCAUCUUGAAGCAAUAGAGGAGGAAUUUAGUAGCAGAUAUGUCAAGCAAAGAAUAAAAAGAAACAGCCUCUUUGAUAUGGAAUAGGAAAUUCAUGUGAAAGACCUUAUGAAUAGUCAUUAGUCAUUAAUUCUUUUUUACAGGGGAGAUGAGAAAAUAAUAGCUGCAGAAAUAAUUUAUCGUUGACAGUUCAGUAUGUUGCUUUAUGAAGAUCAAUAGUAUCUGUGUUAAAUUAAACUGUGUAUAUUAAUACAUUAGCCAGGUGAGUAAUAUUGUUUCCUUUAGGAAAAAAACCACCACCCUGACUCUUUAGAAAACUAAAGUUUUUUAAUCCAAAAUUUGAGUUAAAGUCCGAGGGAAGGGUGGGUUAUUGACAAGAAAGAAGACUGAAAGGGUCAGGAAAAAUAGUAAAAGUAAUUUGAAUGGAUUUAAAGUUUAAAAUGCUCUGGACUACAGAUAAUCUGUUUGACAAAAAUCUAACACCUUGAGAUGGAUUGUGAGCUGUAGAAAAGGAACCUUGUAAUUUGAUGUCAAGUGAUAUGAAAUCUGUUAAUGAAAAGUUUUAAAUGAAGUAGUAUAAGCACCUAUGGCAUAAAAUCCUUUUCCCUGAUAGUAGCUAAAGGUAUAGUUUCACAAUCCAGUUGGGUAAGAUAAGCAGCGUCAUUUUUGUUUUCUUUCCUUCCCCCAUCUGUGCUAUUUUGUUGGCAUUGAUGCUAUGAUACUCAUUCAGCUGAAUCAGCUCUCUGACAAGCUGCAGCCAAAAUCCUUCUGUUUGGACUCUGAACUAUGACAUCAUGGCAAGAUUUCGCAGAAGAACAUGCAUCAUUUUGUUGCUGUUUAUUUUGUUUAUUUGCUCCAUAAUGAUGGCUUUGAAGACUCUAAGACCUGACAGAGCUGGCUUUGGGGAUCCAUUUGGACUUGGUUUGUUGCCUGAGCUUCAACAACGGGCAGUGCUCUUAGACAAUAAACAGAACUCACUAAAUAGGGUUCAAGGAGAUACUGUAACGCGUGUCAGUAACUUGCAUGGUGUCGCAGUCAAUACUAUGAAAGCAUCUAUGCCUUCUGUAAACAAGCUGGAAGAAGAGCUGUCUUCUCCUAAUUACAACUUUCAUAUAUUCUACUAUAGCUGGUUUGGGAAUCCACAGUUUGAUGGUAAAUAUGUUCACUGGAACCAUCCAUUGUUGCCACAUUGGGAUCCCAAAAUUGCAAACAAUUAUCCAAAGGGAAGGCAUAAUCCUCCUGAUGACAUUGGGUCCAACUUUUAUCCUGAACUCGGAUCAUACAGUUCCAAAGACCCUUCUGUCAUAGAAGCCCACAUGAAACAAAUGCGUUCAGCUUCAACUGGUGUAAUAGCACUUUCAUGGUACCCACCAGGUAUGGCUGAUGAAAAUGGAGAACCAACUGAUGAUUUGGUGCCUGUUAUUCUGGAUUAUGCACACAAAUAUAAUCUAAAGAUCACUUUUCAUAUUGAACCCUACAAAGAUAGAGAUGAUCGCAGUAUGUACCACAAUGUCAAAUACAUCAUUGACAAAUAUGGAGGCCAUCCAGCCUUUUACAGGCAUAAGACCAGCACAGGCAGAUUUCUUCCCAUGUUUUAUGUUUAUGAUUCUUAUGUAACAAUUCCUGAAAUAUGGGCAAAUCUAUUAACUGUUUCUGGAUCCCAGACUAUUCGAAAUACCCCAUAUGAUGCAUUAUUCAUUGCACUUCUUGUAGAAGAAAGACAUAAGCAUGACAUUCACAGAAGUGGCUUUGAUGGGAUGUACACGUACUUUGCCACCAAUGGCUUCUCCUAUGGCUCCUCUCAUCAUAACUGGGCAAGUUUAAAAGCCUUUUGUGAUAGUAACAACUUAAUGUUUAUUCCAAGUGUGGGGCCAGGGUAUAUUGAUACAAGUAUCCGACCGUGGAACAACCACAACACCCGUAAUCGUGUCAAUGGGAAGUAUUAUGAGACUGCCUUCAGUGCAGCCCUUUUGGUGCGACCAGAAAUUAUUUCUAUUACAUCUUUUAAUGAAUGGCAUGAGGGAACUCAGAUAGAAAAAGCUGUCCCCAAACGGACUGAACAGGUGGUUUACCUUGAUUAUAAACCACAUAAACCAAAUGUUUACCUAGAGCUUACUCAGAAGUGGUCUGAGAAGUACAGAAAAGAACAAGAACAGUGGCUUAUGUAAGAUAUUGCUGCAGUUGUUUCCUAAUGCAUUAAACGUUGAGAAAGACAUUGAGAGCUGAAAAAUCUGUCAUUAAAUGUCUUUAUUAUAGAUCCAUUCAAAGUAUUGUAUCUCUUGAAUGUAUAUGCACUACUACUGAAUUUGAAUUUUGAAGAGUAAAAAGAUGAUGGGAAUAUUGACAUUUCUGUCUUAUUGGAUAUUAUAGCUCAAGAAUAUUCAGGGAAAAUGCUGGAGUUUUGUUUGAUUGGGUUUUUUUGAACUUCAUAAUUUGCAUGCUGACUUUCUGGAACAUCUGCAUGGGAUAACUCUACAUGACCAAAGUAGAAUAAAAAGUGGGCAUAGUUAUACUUACUUCCUUUAUUCUUGUAGUUGUGCUUCUAAUGGAAGUGUUGCUGUAGUCUAAAUUUUUAUUCUGAUAGCUUCUUGCAGGUUGCAUGUCUGUAGUGUGUGGAACAAUCUACAUCUACUUAUUUUAAAGCUUUGCACACAGGGAGUUCUUGAUACGUGAUUAGCUUGUGGUAAAAAACACUGAAAACGUGAUGCAAUGCUAUUGGAUUUUGUCUAAAAAAAAAAAAAAUAGAAAAGUAUUUGAAAGAUUGAGUUCCAAAGAAUUCCUGAAAUAUUUGUAGCUUGCUUCCAUUUCUUCUGUUUGGUAUGUGGUGCACACUUGCCGUUUACUGGAUGCUAAGUAACGUAUUCUUUUCUGUGUUACUUCAACUUUUAAAAAAAGAUUGUUUGAAACUGAGAGUAGAAAAGAUUUUCUUGAGAGGGGAAAAAACCCCAUAAACAUGCAAAAAAUAAGCUAAAACUUUGAUUGCUUUAUGUUGUCUGCUGAGUCACUGCAGACACAGAUCCAGUGUGGGUUUUAAAAUAUUAGAAGAUUCUAAUGGUAGUAUGUUACUAGCCCUACAAUAAAUAGAAUUUUAGGAAAUGCUUUCUCAUCUAUGAUAUAGGAGCUACCUAGUUUGGUAGCAAUGACAACAACUGCCCAUUAGUUUAAUUGAAAUCUGGGAUUUCUGUUUUUCAUAUAAUUUGUUUAGUUUUUCCAGGGUUCACAGAGUCAAUAUUAAAAUCUUGUUACUGUCCAGAUAAGCUUCUUACCAAUGCUGCUUUUAAGGCUGUGGUGUGGCUGCAAAUGAGACCUAGGAAUAUCAUCUUUCAAGUGUUAUGAUUGUUAACUGUUUUUCUUACUGAAGCUUGAAAAGAUCAAGUGGUUGUGUCUCUUCAGAUACGCUUCUUUUGGCAUUUUCAUACAACUUCAUAGAAAAGUCCUGGACUUUGGAGUAGUAGAAAUUUUUGUUCUUUUGCAGCGAGUGUUUAACUUGUGGCAAAGUGGCUUUUUUUUAAUUGUUUUUUAAAUUUAUAUAGAAGGUGCUGAUCCUGUGUUUUAGUUCAUAUGCUGGAGCUGUUGUGACCACUAGAAUUCUGUUUAGUUCAGCAGGACCUAUGGAAAUUACACACUUCACUCAGUUACUCACAGUAAUAUGUCUAUAAAGUUUUAAGGUGAAUGUGAGAACUUUGGUUAAAAAAAGAAAACAAACCAAAAAAGAAAAUGGUAUGUUUUUUUCCCGAAACUUUUGUCAUUCCAAAUAAACAUAAACCAGUUUCUACUAAGACUUUCUACAGUCUUUCUAGUAUUAAAAAGGUUUGUUUGUGUACCUUUUACUUAUUUACUGUUCAGUUGUCUUGUUGUUUCUCUGCAUCUGUUAAAGAUAGAAGUUGUUGUAUAAUGACCUCAGUUGCUCAGAAAAAAAAAAAAAUUGGAUGACAGAAAUAUAACCUGGUAUGUUGAAGUGUGCCUCUAGAGUUAUUGGAAUAUUAUUAAUCUUUCUUCAUAAUUUUUUUGCAUUUUCCGACUGCAUUUCUGUAAACUCCAAAGUGCUUCCAAAAUAACUGUUUACUAACGCUUAUUUUGUUAUGCUCAGGUGGAGAAACUGAAGGAGAUAUAGACGUGACUAUAGUCACAAAAUAGUGUCUCAGACGUGAAGCACUUGCUAGAUUUUUACCACUUCCAAGUUAACCACUCAUUCCCUUUAUCAAGGAAAUUGGUUUACAUGUUUUUGCUGUAAGUCCCUUAAAUUGCUAUGCAUUUUUUAAUAUAAUUUGUUAUAUAUUUAAGCUUUUACAGCCCAAAGAGCACAUAUGUUUGUUUUAAAUGUAGAUAUGCGCAAUAAAAUAUAUUAUUAAAAAAUCUUCUGAAAUUAAACCUUUUGAAAGGACAAGUCUUUUUGUUUUCUCCUUGCUUAAACUUCUGUCAUCCGCUGGUCUUUUCUCCCUGUAGUUGUCUGAGCUCUUUUCUAGUCUUGACAACCUUGCACUCAGUUUUCAGCUCCCCACUGUCUCCCAGUGACAGUUUGUUAUUCUCCAUGACCAGAAAAGGCACUCUUUUUGUUGCUUUUUAUAGAAACGUUUGCAAUUUAUUGUGGUGUAUUGUGCAACUGAGAUGAUCUAUUCUUAUUUGAAACAUACUUUAUGGUAACAGUGCAAUGGAUAUUCAUUACUUGGAAAGGCUUAUGUAAUUGCUGUAAAGGUAUCAUUUAGCCUUUGAGGAGAAGUGGAAUGGGCCAUGACAUGCUGGUGCAUAGUGGGAUCUUUAAAAGAAUUUUUAAAAGUUUUCUAGAAAAAAAGGAAAUUAAAUGCCUAGAAAUUCAUUGCCCCUAAUCACUUGCUAUAUUUUUUUGUGCUUGAUGUAUUUUAAAAUAUAAAUAUGCAGCCUGAUUAAAAUAUUUCAGAUUUAGGAUUUAAUUUGAUAAUCAUAAGGAGAGCUGAUGGAAUAGCACCUACUAGCACUACCCUACCUGCUUGCCCAGUACUUUUUCUGUACGUAGAGCAAAUCUUAAUGCUGCUUCUUGUUAUGGAGUUUUGCUCGUGGACUGCUGCUGCAGUCAUGAUAGUUUUUGAAAAUUUGAGUGAAGAUAGGUCUGUGGGAGAGGGUUUGUACAAAUGCAAGGGAAUAAGAUUUAAGAGUGCACAGUUAUUAAGGUAAGAGAGGGGGAACAUGAAUGUAUUUAGAAGGUGAUUGCUCCAGGCUUUGCAGUUACAGGAAAAAAAAAGACUCCAAUGUGCAAACAAAAUUGAGAGGGAAGAAUAUUGAGUUUCAGAUCUCAAAUGGCAUUUAGGGAACGUCUGGAUCCUAUUUCACUUUUGCUUCACACCCCUAGUAUUUCUUGGCUAGUUGAGCAAAACGUAUUGUAAUGAUUAUUUUUAAUAUUUUUACACUGAUUAAUUGCAUUUGACUCAUCUUGUUCUAGUAUGUUGUAGUACUCAUAAUGAUAUAGUACGUUUAUAUAGAUUAGGCAAGAAACACUGUGGGAAGUUUUAAUAGAGAUCGUGCCAUGCUAUGCCUCUGCAUAAAAAUACCUGAAGUUAUUGAUCACAUACUACUGACUGACUAUCCGCAGAGGGGAAAUGGUUUCCAAAACGAGUAGCAAGUCUUUGUGGUGAAAGAGAACUUUUUAAAACAAAAUCUAUACAUUCAUUUCUGCUUCUGUCAGUUGUGAUCAAGUAAAUUGUUUCAGUUCUAUGGGCUCUCUCAGAACUGAAGCUUAAUACAUCUUCUCUAAAUAAGAUUUUAUAUUAAAUCUUGUGUAGUAGUGCAUGUUUCUCAGAUCUAUAAACUUGACUGAUUUUUGAGGGAAAGAAUAUGUGCAUAUGCUGUUACAGUUUGAGUGGCAAGCUGUAGAUUAUUGUGAAUGUAGUUUCUGUACCGAUGUUCCUUAUCUUUGUCUAGUGCCUUUUGAGGUGCCAGUAAUUUGUCUCUCAAGGGGUGUUCAAGCAGAAGUGUCUUUAGUGAACUCGUUUUAGUUAUGAAACAUAGAAUGUUUACACUGUGCAUAGUUUGAAUUAAUAUGUUUUACACAUGGUUGUUGGGUUCUCUCGGAAACGUUUCCCAGGGUUUUUAGCACUGUGUUGCUAGUAGGAGAUUGUAUCUCUGGGCACACGGACAAGGAUAUACUGUGAUUUAGGGCAGUCUUUCGUGAAGCUUGUGUACCUAAAAAGAAUAAAUGAAGUAUUUACAGACAUUAUUUACUACUUAAUGUGAGCUGAAAAUCUCUCUCCCAGUCUUAAGAUGUCUUACAGGUAUUGGUCCUCUUCUUUCCACUUGCUUAGGAUAGUACCAAUAUUUCAUUUGUUUCUUUCAUAUUUACUUUUGACCAGCAUGUUAAAUGUUGCAUAAACUUAUAAAGUGAUUGUAUUUCUAAGACUUCAUAGUUGUAAUGUUCAAUAAAGACAUCUACAAGAUUAUUGGCACUGCAGAAAAGCCUGAUACGAAUUUGAUAUUGUAUAGGUAUGAAUUUGUUGUGAGUGAAUAGUAUAUCUUUGCUAUGUAUUGAACAUUAUUAAAAAAUACAUUUCUUUUAAUACCUUCUGGCUGUGUCAGAGAUGCAUUUGAUUACAUGCAUAUAUAGAAACAAGUUUGUGCGUAUAUCUAUUUAUAUAUAUUAUAUAUGUGCAUAUAACUGAAGUGAUUAUUUUUAAAGUACUAUAUCAUUGUAUUAAAAUAACAGGCUGGAUUCUGCUGCUUUUAAGUAAGCAAUGUUUUUAAUUCCCUAUGAUGUUUACAGAACUCCUAGCUGCUUAUGUAUGAAUAUUUUCAAGAACAAUAAAUACAUGCAAAAAAGUAUGAUUUAAAUGGAAUGUGUGAUAAUAUUUUUUUAAUAGUAUGAGUUUAGAAAGUGAAUUUUAACUUUUCUACUACAAUGUGUGUAGGAUUUAAUUAGACUGAAAAUAAAAGGCUCACCGCAAUGUUUUUAAAUAGACAAUACUCCUGAAGUUUUAGGCCUGUUUUUAAUUACAUCUUAGUAGGCUGCUAAAUGAGUUCACUAGUACAUAACAUUGCAGGUAUCUCUGAGUCCCAAGGUACGACUCUACAAAGUAAAACUGAAGUUUACAGUUUAUACAGAAGCUUGAGGGAUGGCUGCACAAAUAAGUAGCCCUGCAGGAGAGUGGUUUACAAUUGAAUACUACAAUGGAGUCAAAGAAGUAUUUGUGGCAUUCUAACAUAUAUUGUGCUGUUCAGGUAUAAAAACUCUAGAAGGCAGGGGCUGCCCUGAAGUAUCACAGAAAUGUGAAAUUACCUUCUUGGUAUUUGAAAUAUUUCUUAUUAUUCCCAGCAAACUUAACUACACUGGUGAGAAAGCAAUUAAAGAUAAUCACACACAUAGACAUUACUUUGUAUUUCUGUACAUGACUCAAAAGUAUUUUAAAAUGUGUGAAUUUCAUGGUUUCAUACUUCCUUUGUGUAUCACAUUAUAAAUGAAUUCCCUGUAGUUGAGGUAGAAUAUUUUGCUCCAUGAUGCAAAUGAUUUCCUGAAAAUUUCCUGUCUCAGGAAAUGCAAAAGGUAAUCAACAUAAGGUCUACUUGAGAUUUCAACUUAUGUAUGUACCUGUAACUAACACAGAAGACUGUGAAGUACUUCUGCAUUUUAGUAGAUAAAAUAUCUCCUAGGGUAUUUCUUGUCACUUCAUCGGAACUUGGUAGAAAGAAAA